CGAGCCUGAAGGUGGCGCUACUGAUCGGUAACCAGGACUACGAGGGUCUGGGGCGUCUGCACAACCCGGCGACGGACGUGGAGACGCUCGCUCGCUGCCUCGCCUCCCUCAGCUUCCGCGUGAUCGCCCUCGUUAACCUCACGCACGCAGAGAUGAACAACGCUCUUAACGAGUUCUGCUCCAUGCUGCACGAGGGCGCGUAUGGUGUCUUCUACUACGCCGGCCACGGCUUCAAGAAGGACGAGCUGUCGUACAUGGUUCCCUUGGAAACGCCUCACAGCGCGGGCGAUGAUGGCGGGGUCGCAGGGUUCAGCUGCGAUGACUGCCUGUGCGUGCAGAGGGCGCUAGCGUGCAUGCAGGAGACGGGCGCGGCGCUUAACCUGCUCAUACUGGACAUGUGUCGCGCGGAGAGCAGGUAG
Priapulus caudatus is the source of this 419-nucleotide messenger RNA. Its product is annotated as mucosa-associated lymphoid tissue lymphoma translocation protein 1-like. Gene Ontology annotation, molecular function: cysteine-type endopeptidase activity. The annotation marks the transcript as partial. The record is from RefSeq and is a predicted model, not a curated record. NCBI's taxonomy places the organism in Eukaryota, Metazoa, Priapulida, Priapulimorpha, Priapulimorphida, Priapulidae. Gene Ontology annotation, biological process: proteolysis. The transcript is spliced from 2 exons.